AUGCAUCCUUCUCAACCUCUUGUUGCUUACUUGCUGAUUCCAUCUGAAGAACGUGAAAAGAAAGUACUGUCCAAGUCGAUUGUCGUGCAAAACAGUAAAACAAAAGCUGUUGUUGCUUCGGUGACUCUUUCUGAAAUUGCUUCCAGUCUGUACAAUAUUGAUACAAUUUCAGAAAAAGCAACUGAGAAGCAGCAUCGUGUCUUGAAAGAUUUGGGACAUGUACAGCGCCUCGAAUUCUUUGAUCCAUCAACUCUCUAUUGGAGCGGUCAUGGAACAGUCAAGCGAUAUCAAGAGUUGGAACAGCGAUGGUCAUAUCUAUUUGUGCAGUUCCAAAGUUCCAUCGUCAUCCUUAAUUUGCGUCGUCAUUCCGUUUCGAUUACCAACAACAUAAAGGUUGAGGAAGAAUUCCGUCCAAUUGUGGCACAUGUCACGCAGAAACUACUCGGCGGAGAGAUUUCCUCAAACGUCUUACCAUUGAGCAGGCAGACCUUUAUGGUGGCUACUGGCGAUGGGUACAUCAAGACUUUCAACUGGAAGACUUCAAUAGUCGUUGACGCGAUCAAAGUUGUUGCGAGUAAGAAUGACUGCGUCGUUCACCUUUGUUCUACAAACAAGUACAGGAGCACUGAACAGUAUUAUGCUGCAUCCACGAGGAGGGUUGUGUGUCUUUGCAAGAAGGGGGCAGGGUUUAUGCUGGAGCUACAAAUAUCCGAUGGUAAUGUCGCUAGUGUCUCGCAACCACUUUAUAAAUUUGAAGGUGGGACUGUGCCGACAGCAAUAUCGAUCACGGAUGACACUCAUUCAUCAAUGGAACACGUUUUGCUACACUAUUGUGGCUAUCGGGAUCUGCUCUUAUGGACGCUACAAGCAAAAAGUAAGGAGAAGUUACUUGUAUGGGAUAUGUCAAAUCUUCCGAAUGUCGACCGGGGAGGAAAGACGCCCGAGCCAGUCAAGGCUGACCCAACACUUGUUGCACAGUUUCCUUACGAGAAUAUAUCGCAUACUUUGUUCCACGGGUGGUUCAAUGAAGCUCUACCAGCUGAUUGUAUAGCUAGCGCUGCAAUCACGAAGGAAGGGGAUUUUCAAAUUCUACUUUCUCCGAUGCAUGGCGGGGCAACAAGCAUAAAGAGCCCAUUUCUUGCUACAACUGUUUUCAGUGUGGAUGUUGGCCAAAUUCUUCAGCGAGAUUUGCAGUUGCCAGCCGACAAAGAAGUACAGCUGAAGGUUCAUUCCCUUUAUUGCCCCUCUCUUCGCGACUGUUCUUUGUUUUGUAUUGGAACGAACGUAGGGAGUCUCAUGAUCAAGAUGAUGGAUGGGAACCUGAUUCCUUUUCCUGGUGGGCGACAUGCUCAUCUGAGUGCUAACUACGGCUCCUUAGGAAAGGCCGUUCUAACUGUCCGUAGAGGAGAGAUUGUUUAUGGAUCGCUCGAGCCCUCUACAGGUUUGGGACACAAUCCUAUUGGCCCAAUGGAAUCGAAGAACCAAAUUGUUGUCUACGAUUCACCACCUCCGCUUCAUCUACCGCCUGAGAUUCAUAAGAGACCAGUUCGGUUGCCGCCACUAUUCCUUCCAAGUCCUUCUGGAAAAUACCUUUGCUGUUUCUGGAAAGAAGAGAUGAGAUAUGAAAUUCUUCAUUUCCCAACAAUACUGGAUCGCAUCUCUUCUGGGGGAAAAGCCACAUUCUCUCCAUUGGUGGCAACUGGAAAUGGUGUUUCUUCUUUCGCAUGGAUAGGCAACGAUGAUUUGUUUGGCCUGCUGUAUAAUCCAGAACAAGACCUAGGCCUAAAGGUUGGUAUUGAUCUAAGUGCACCCCAAGCCACACUUGGGAGGGAACUAGCAAACGCUGCCCAAAAAAUAACGGAUGUCACCAAACUGAAGGAGUUAAAGAAUUUGAAAGAAAUCAUGUCAUUGAACACUGGUGCUGGAAAAUCGCACGGUAAAAUGCAAGCAUUGAAGGGAAUUCAGGAACUUGGGACAGGCACGGGAAAAGCAGCCAUGAAAUUGACCAAAGGUAGUGUGAAUCUUACAAAAAAGGUAGCGAAGGGAACUACCAAGAUCGCUGUGGGCGCAGCUGUAGGCGUGACUGGAAAAGCAAGGCUUGCUGUUGUUACCGGAAAAGCUAGAACUACCACUGUAGGAGCAGCAAAUAUUGCAUCGUUUGGGUUGCUUGGUCGAAAAAAGAAAGAGAGAGAGAAAGCUGAGAAUGCUUCUCUCGCAACAGCAGACAUGGAUGAUGUGGACGAUGUAUCUCGGGUGUCAGAAAAGGGUGAACAAGGGGAUGAAAAUCGAAAUCCGUCAGAGAGACGGUUUCCUUGGGUUGAGCUCCGAAGUAUGGAUGAGAAUAUAGGAGCCGACGGAUUGGCAUCGGGUAGAUCCUCCAACAUCGGCCAGCUUUCUCUGCGAACUGGGAAUCGCAACCCACCAACUAUUUUGUUUGGUGGACCUGUUCUUUGCGUUGGAAACAAAUACAACGAGCAUGACGAGGGUAUAGCCUAUUUCUACACAAAAAAGAAUGGGGAGAAGGGCGAUAAAGCUUCUCACUUCAUCAGUUCUGGUCCUGCUUUCCCUUGCCCAGACAUUGUAGUGUGGGAUGAUGAGGGUCAGCUUUGCGCAGUAAUCAUUCACACUCGUAUUUCGGUAUACCUUUCUGACGAAUCAAACUUCGUUAUGCUAGGCACAGUUCGCACGAGUUCAACCUCAGAUGCUGACGAUCAGAUCAUCAGUGCCAGGUUCAUCCAUGGGGUUCUCUAUUGUUCAACAAGGUCAUCUGUGCAAUGCGUCUUUUUGGGGGAUCUUGAAGGCGGUGUUUGCAAUUUAGAUAUCUUCUCUCUUGCAACUUCUGAUAUCAUCACGUUACCUCAGAAAACUAUAGCUACAGAUGGAACAGCUCUGAGCCCGUCAGUGAUACCAAUGGCCCUCAACUAUCCAACCAUACUCGGGUAUCAAAACGGUAGUCUAAUGGUUUCCACUGCUGCAGGAGUGCACGCAAUCCCCCUUGAUUCUCCAAUCUUGAGAAUUGGUGCUUUGAUUGCUGCAGGGCAACCGCACAGAGCUGAGCCGUGGUUCGAUGCGAUUCCGGAGGAUAGCCAUGAAUCUCUAGCAGCAUUUCUUGAAAGAAGGGGCACUCCUGCAUUAGCCUUACAGUUGAAUGGGGUAUCUCUAGAGACAAUUGUCGACAUUUGCAUGAGAAAUGGUUUUGUGGAACAACUAGAGCAAGUUGUCGAGGAGUAUGGUUUGAAGGGACUUCAUUCCAUUGAUAUGGGUCGCGGCGUAUCUUCGAACGUGUUUGGUCCUGAUGAUCACGGAACCAGCAUCGUAGUUUGUGUCGGGGCAUAUUUGCUGAGCUACGGACGGGUUGAACUUGUACGCCGUCUUGCCACAGAAUGCCUUUCAUCUGCAGACGACAGCAAACGAGAAGGAUUUGUCCUUGCGAGUUUGUUGCUAUCAGUCCAAGGCAGUGAUUCCAGAAGAGUGAUCGAGAGAUCUGUAAAGAAUAUUGGGGAGGAGGAAGAUUGGCCAGUUGGCGAGUAUGUUCGUGAUCAUAUUCUAUGA
Cylindrotheca closterium is the source of this 3552-nucleotide messenger RNA. NCBI's taxonomy places the organism in Eukaryota, Bacillariophyta, Bacillariophyceae, Bacillariales, Bacillariaceae. The record is from the annotation of a GenBank genome assembly.